Fonsecaea monophora is the source of this 2430-nucleotide messenger RNA. RefSeq lists its product as hypothetical. The record is from RefSeq and is a predicted model, not a curated record. NCBI's taxonomy places the organism in Eukaryota, Fungi, Ascomycota, Eurotiomycetes, Chaetothyriales, Herpotrichiellaceae. The transcript is spliced from 7 exons. The coding region runs from base 1 to 2430 and encodes 809 amino acids. Gene Ontology annotation, molecular function: riboflavin synthase activity. Gene Ontology annotation, biological process: riboflavin biosynthetic process.
AUGGCUAUAAACGGCGUAGGAGAUGUUAUUGCUUUGGUUCAGAUCACCACACAGGCAGCAAAGACACUUCACGCUGCUGCGCAUGCCCCAUACGAGAUCAGGCGCUUCAUCCAGGAGACAGACCGAUACCAAUCAUGCGUGGGGAUAGCUGCGAGCAGACUACGCCGGCAUGGUGCCAUUUUGAAGGACCACGCUGACGUGAAGAGCAAUAUCCAGGGUAUGCUUGAACAGUGUGCAGAGACGACCAAGAAAUUGAGAAAGAUCGCGACGAGGUAUGAGCACAUUGUGAAAAGGAAGGGAGCGGCCACUGGAGCAGACGCUGCCUGGCUUCAAUGGAUCGAAGCAUUCAAGACCGUGUACCAGACGAUCGAGUGGACCACCAAAGGCGUCGUGGUCGAAGGCCUCCGAGCAGAACUGUCACGACAUAUUCAGAUGCUAACCUGGCUGGAAAAUGGACUGCUCUCCGAACAGGUUGGUCAACUUUCAGUCCAGGUUAGCAACAUGCAUGACAUGCUCGCCUUUGCAAUGUCAAGCCCGUCUCCCACCCCGUUGUCAAGUCCCUUUGGCCCAUCACCUAAUCCGACGUCACCAUCGAUCACGGUAAGGGGUUCUGGAAGCCAGGUUAAUUCUCCAGAACUUGCAUCAACUACGCAAGCUCAACCUAUGGCUCCUCUGUGGCUGCCAGGUCCAACAUUCGACAUUGAUGAUUAUGACUUUGGACAGGAUAUUGAGGACCAGUUGGUACUGCCAGAAAGUUUUGUGGGCGUCACCCCUGGCGAUCAGUAUCGCCACGUCAAGCUCGCGUCCAUCAAAGAACAGAAGGAAUUCGUUGAAAAUCUUACUGCCCAUACUAGCUUCACCGAAAUUCGCGUCGAGUCGGUCCACUUUGUCUGGCGGAAGCCUGGAGCUCCAGAUGGAGUUUUGAUAGAGGCCAGCGAUUCGGGCAGAGUGCUACUCGUUAAGAAUGGGGCAGCCGUGGAGGAUAUUUGGACCGUGAACGACAAGAGAACGAUACGGUUCAGGCAACGAGAGCUCCAUCUUCGUCUUCUAGUGCCCACCUGGGAAUACAUUAUUCCAUACUCAAUCAACGGCGACGAACUUACGGCUGUUGUCGAGCAAGGGGAGGGUUUGACCUUCUUCACAAUUGAAGAGGGUCAGCGGCGGGAUCAUCCGAGGAUUCCAACUACUUGGGUCCAGUACAAGUUCAAGAGUGUACCUGAUUGCGAGCUGUUUCAGCAGGUUGUCUACGGGUCCACUCUUCGACUUGUGGUACCUGUGACUGAGAUUUGUCGGCCACAUCGAGGCAGAGACGAUGAUCGUCUGGUGGGCUUCGAGAACGUCCGGGUCUGGGAGAUGCAGUCGGAGAUGCGAUUCAUGGUGCAUUUAAUCCAGGAAAAAGGGAAGCGGCGGAAGAAAUACCUGGAAUUCAACCAGGGUCCAGUGUGUCAAGACAGCAUCAAGAUCGAGAGUAAAGGGACCGGCCGCAAAUCCACGCUAUUAUUGACCGGUAUCCAUGCUCCAAUCGACGACAUGGAAUUUCAGAGGAGAGCGUCCACGUCGACCCUGAACUCGGACUCAACCCUGGGUCCGACAAAGUCACUAACGAGACGUUUCUCCUGGGAUCGAAGUCUGCCCUACCUGGACAAGGCGGAAAUCUAUUUUAGACAACAAGAAGAGAAAUAUUUCAUCAUGUUCACUGGCCUCGUCGAAACGCUCGGCACCGUCAGUGCGCUGGUGGCACUCGACCCCUCGACAUCGGGCGGCAACGGCACCUCGCUGACCAUCUCGGACUGCGCGACCAUCCUCACGGACGCGGCGCUGGGCGACUCGAUCUGCGUCAAUGGCACGUGCCUGACGGUGACGGAGCUCGAGCCCUCGCAGCCGCCGUACAGCUCGUUCAAGGUCGGGGUGGCACCCGAGACGCUGCGGCGCACCAACCUGGGCUCGCUGAAGGAGGGGAGCAAAGUCAACCUGGAGCGGGCGGUGAGCGCAGCCACACGCAUGGGCGGCCACUUCGUGCAGGGCCACGUCGACACGGUGGCGUUGAUCGCGAGCGUGACGCCCGACGGCAACGCCCUGACCUUCCGCCUGGCCCCGCGCGACCGCGCCGUGCUGCGCUACGUUGUGGAAAAGGGAUACAUCACCCUCGACGGCGCGAGUUUGACCAUCACUAAAGUCAACGACGCCGACGGUUGGUUCGAGGUCAUGUUGAUCGCGUACACGCAGGAGCGGGUCGUCAUGGCGGCCAAGCAGCGCGGCGACGAGGUCAACGUCGAGAUCGACAUUGUCGGCAAGCUGGUCGAGAAGAGCGUCGUCGGGUACCUCGAGGGUGCUGCGGGCGGAGAACAGGGCGGCGCCCCGGCCAUGCUGGAGAAGAUUGUGGGCCGAUUGGUGGAGGAGAAGUUGAAGAUCGUACAACAGCAGCGGUAG